This is a messenger RNA of Doryrhamphus excisus (bluestripe pipefish), 5542 nucleotides long. It is a transcript of the gene alox12, whose product is annotated as arachidonate 12-lipoxygenase. Gene Ontology annotation, molecular function: iron ion binding; oxidoreductase activity, acting on single donors with incorporation of molecular oxygen, incorporation of two atoms of oxygen; protein binding. The record is from RefSeq and is a predicted model, not a curated record. NCBI's taxonomy places the organism in Eukaryota, Metazoa, Chordata, Actinopteri, Syngnathiformes, Syngnathidae. Gene Ontology annotation, biological process: lipid oxidation.
GCUGGGAACUUCCUAUUUCCCAUCUAUGUGUGUGUGUGUGUGUGUGUGUGUGUGUGUGAAAAUUGAGACCAGUCACCUACCUCACAAAGGAAUGGUUGAGGGGUGUGUUCUAGAGUUUAGCAGGGAAGAGAAAACCAAACCCAAACUUUACUUUCUUGCAAGAGCACUGACCAGGUAAAGUGUUGAAUACACUUGAAGAAGUGUUGAAGAAGAAGAAAUAAAAGGCAGCAAGAGGGAAAAAAGAGUUGGAAAUGGGAUCAAGGUUCUGAGGGAAGCAGGAAUACACAAUGGAAACCUACACCGUCACUGUGGCAACCGGCACAUCAGAAUACUCAGGCACCAGCAACUACAUCUAUGUGACCCUAGUGGGGCAGAUGGGGGAGAGUGAGCGCACCCUAUUGGACAAACCAGGCCUGGAUUUCUGUCGAGGGGCGGUGGAUGAGUACAAGGUAAGCAGCCGUACCACUCUAGGACCGUUGCUACUGGUCAGACUGGAAAAGGAACGAUACUGGGUAGAAGAUAACUGGUUCUGCCGCUAUGUCACGGUGAAAAGUCCAAUUGGAGACCAAGUCCUGACCUUCCCUUGUUACCGCUGGUUUGUGAGAGAUGUCAUGGUGGAGAUACGAGAAGGAACAGCCAAGACGCAUAAAGAAGACGCCUUAGAUGUACUCCAAGCUCACAGAAAAAGAGAACUUCAGGAUAGACAGCAGAGUUACAGAUGGCAAACUUGGGCUAAAGGGAUACCGCAAUGUAUCGAUGCUAAAACGGAAGCAGAUUUGCCCCAAGAUGUUCGUUUCGACAACGAGAAGAGGAGUGAUUUUCAGUAUUCCUUACAUUUUGCCUUGUUGGAGUUGUCACUGAAGAAACUUGCCAUCUGUUUCGGGAAUUCUUGGAAUAACCUGGAUGAUUUCAAACAAAUCUUCUGGAAACUCCGAAGCCCAAUAUCUGAGUACUGCAUGGAUCAUUGGAAGGAAGACUGGUUCUUCGGCUACCAGUGCCUGAAUGGCUCCAACCCCAGAAUGAUCCACAAAUGUAAACGACUACCAGAGAAAUUUCCGGUCACAGCUUCCAUGGUGCAGAGCUCAUUCCCUCCCAGGACCAACCUGGACAAUGAACUUAAGGCAGGGAAUAUCUUUUUACUAGAUUAUGUCAUCAUGGAAGGGCUUCCCAGCAACAUAAUCAAGGGUCAACGGCAGUACAUCGCUGCUCCUCUCUGUCUUCUUUACCAACAUCCAGACCAAGGACUCAUACCCAUUGCUAUUCAGCUGGGGCAGACGCCGGGCUUGGAGACACCCAUUUUUCUACCCAAAGACCCGCACCUCGCCUGGCUAUUGGCAAAGAUGUGGGUACGUCACUCUGAGUUUCAGAUCUUCCAGGUGCUAUCUCACCUGCUCAGGACUCACCUGGUGGUGGAGGUGUUUUGUGUGGCCACACUGAGACAGCUGCCGGCCGUACAUCCUAUUUAUAAGAUCCUGGCUCCCCAUCAGCGAUACACGCUGGAGAUUAACUGUAGGGGGCGCACACAGCUCAUCUCUGCAGAUGGCAUCUUUAAACGGGUUGUGUCUACAGGUGGUGAUGGUCUGCUCAUUCUGGCCCAACGAGAGUACAAGGAUCUCACCUACCGCUCACUCCAACCAUACUUGGAUUUUGCUGAUAGAGGAGUUUCUCAGCUGCCAAAGUAUUACUACCGAGAACACAGUCUGAUGCUGUGGGAGGCCAUACACAGCUAUGUAUCACAGAUGGUGAGCUUGUUCUAUGAGUUUGACCAAGAUGUACAUCAGGACCCAGAGCUCCAAGCCUGGAUCAGGGACAUCACUCAAGUGGGCUUCACGGAGCUUCCCAACUUUGGUCUUCCUAGUGAGCUGAGCAGUAAAGAGGAUCUCUCCACCUUGCUUGCAGUCGUCAUUUUCACCAGCUCAGUCCAGCAUGCCGCUUCUAACAAUGGCCAGUUUGACUGGUGUGCAUGGAUACCAAACACCCCUUGCACCAUGAGACAGCCACCCCCGACAGACAAAGACGCCGUUACCAUGGAAAUGAUCAUGGCCACACUUCCUGAUGUCAGUCAGUCAUGUGUGCAGAUGGCAAUCACAUGGCAUCUUGGAAGAGCACAACCCGAUGCGAUUUUUUUGGGUCAAUACACAGAGCAGCACUUCACAGAGGGGCCGGCUCUGGAGCUGAUUGACAGAUUUAGAAAGGAUCUGAAAGAAAUUGAAGACCACAUCCUGAGUCAAAACGACGGAGAGGACCUGCCGUAUCUUUUUCUCUUACCCAGUCGUGUAGAAAACAGCAUUACAAUAUAAAAAAAAAGACAAUCUUCACCUCAAGUAUGCAUCAGCGAUUUAUGUAAUCAACAUUUGUAGUUCUUUAUAUAAAGAAAUAUUGCAAUAAGUAUUACCAGUAUACAGCAGUCUGUCUUGUUUUCUGUGAUAACCGACAUUGGCCACUGUGUGCAUCACGCACACCAGUUCCAAAGUCUGGUUUCAUGUUUAAAAUGAGUCUUCUGUGGUCUGAAUCAGUGUGGUGGACAUCAUCAGUUCUCCUUGUUCCUCUACUUCCAAAUCGACUUCACCUUAUUCAAGAUGGACGUGAUGGCAGGUUUAGUGGCUUGGCUGUCUGUGGCCAUGUCAAGAGUGGAACCGGGACAACAACCACCAUCCAAAAGAUUUGGCCGUAUCUUCCUUGAACGGCUCAUUUUCCAUCUUUUCCAAAGUGACUUCCUUCUGGAAUUAAGUGCUCCUGGUUGCAUCUCUUCUUGAAGAGUCGGUUCUGAUGAAUGCUUCUUGUUUUGUUUUCCUUCUAAUAACUGGUAGCUGCAAGAGGAAGGUACAGACAGGGUUCCGGUCUCUGGUGAAUCCUGCAGACCCAUUGAGGAACUGUCAACUUCGUCUUUGGACUGUUUUGUUUCAUUACAGAUCAGGUCGCUAGUCAUGGCGGCACUCUCUAAGGAUUCCACGGAACUCCUUUCAGGGACGUAAACACGGACAGCAUCACAGAGUCCCUGUCUGAGCGAGCUUUCUAAUUUUUUGGAAAACUCCUGUCUGAAGAUGUUCUCAAAGAUACUAUAGAUGUUGUGUUCAGGUGCAUCCUCUUCAGACUGGAGAAGACUGAGCCCAGACUGAGCCUGCACUUUGUCCGCUUCUGUAGCUCCCAGUUUACUGUCAGGAAUGGAUGACAAGCCGAUAGAAUUGCAGGACAAUACUUCUUCUGUUUUUUCCUCCGAGAUAUUUGGAGUUGUUUUUUCAUAGUUCUUCAGCAUGUUUGCCUUCUCAAGUGCGGAUGAAGCAGGUGUAGUGGGAUGGGAUUGAGCCAUCACAGACUCCAAAAAUGGAGUGGAAAGCCCAGAGGAUGUUUCUCCCUCAAAGGCGCAGAAAUCCUCCACGACCAUGUUCUCCGAGAUAUCUGGAUGUUUCUCCUCUUUGCUGACACUUGUGCUUACGUCUUCUUUCUCGAUGAUGGAGGAUGGAUCAUCGAAGGAAUCUACAAGCUCAGCAUCUUCUGAGCUUGAAAUCCCAGAAUGUGACUCCCCAUCAAAAGCACUGUCUUCCUCGUUUUUUUCUCCUACAUCUUCUUUAUUUGAGCUACCAUCGUGAAGAACAUUCUCAGUAUUUCCGCCAUGAUUACCUUUGGCUCUCUUGCCCUUCUUUUUGCCAGAUCGAGACUUCCAUAUGGACUUGACUUUUUUCACAAUGGUUUUUCCAGCUGUCUUUGUAACUUGGCUGGCCGAAUCAAGAGUGUAAACUACAGGGUGAAUAACGUGACUGAUAAUAUUUCUGGCCUUCUCAAUAAUGGGAGAGGAAGUGGAAGAACACGGCAGAGGAGAACCUGCUUCUCCGGUGUAAUCCAAUUGGUGUAAAAGCCUGGAAGUGGAUCGAGCCUGAGACAUACAACCAUCUUUUCUUGCUUCUUCCUCAGAAGCGUCUUGAAGCUUCUCAUCCAUUACAUUUAACGAAGAGCCUGUCAUCCCGGCGUCCAUAAACGAGGCGGACUUGUCUGUUUCCUCUUCUUCUGAGAUAAAUGCUUUACCAGGUACCGUGUUUUUAAUGGCAGAUGAACGUGCCGCCCCGGUGGCUAUAACACGGGAGCCAUAUUCUGACUCAUCGAUGCACAUCUUCUCGCGGUUGGCUGAAGAAGCCGAAGAAUUGGCGUCCCCGGUCUCCUCUAAAAUGGGUGACAGCAUCGGGGUCAAUUGCAUUUCAAACCUGCAGAGCUCCUCCACCGCAUCUUCAUCCAAGAUGUCAGGAGGAAUGUAUUUGCCAUCUUUUCUGGCGUUCUUGAUCUUAUUUGUAGGCAAAGAAGAAGCAGGUUCAUUAGAUGCUGGUGCAAGCCGCGAUUGUUCACGAGGUUCCUGAUCGUCUAUGGAAGAGGAAACAGAUUGAGCUUCCGGGUCCUCUGAAGUGUCGUCUGCGUCUUUAUCUAGACCCUUCCACACUGACCGGACUUUUUUAGCAAUUGUUUUGCCGGCUGUUUUGGUAACUUCGAUGGUAUCCACCAUAGGCUGAAUGACUUGGUUGAUCAUACUCAUGGCCUUCUCAAUGAUGGGAGAAGAAUCAUCUAAUGGCUGUAAAGUACCUACUUCCUCAUUGUUGUUAACCAUCUGGUUGUACUGCAAGGUAUUACUAUCAGGGCCUUCCCCAUCCUUACGUGACAUGGCGGACUCUUCCUUCAUUUCCUCCUUAGGCUGCUCGGCAAACAUGAGCCUCUCGUUAAAAAAGUCCUUAAGAUAUUCCUUAAUUUUCUGCUGAGUAACAUUGCCGUACGAGGACUCGUCAAUGUAACUAUCCGAGUUGGAGCGUUCCUCCGCGUCCCAUAGAGCAAUGAGCUGCCUCAGCUUUGCAAUGUCUGCAAUGCUUUUCUCCACAAUGCUCUUGAUGAUGUUGUUGAUCUUGUCAUCCCUCUCUUUGUCCUUUUGGCUUAAAGAUCGAUCCUGUAGAACACACAGCUGAUUAGUAUGAUCUUUUUUAGAUAAAUGAUGCAAAUAGUCAUAAGGUUGUUUCGUUACCUGAUUCACUUCUGAAAUGUGCAUAUGAUCUCCAAGCAUCCCUCGCUGUACAAAAAAAUCUUUGAGGCAUUUCUGAGUGUUGAGAAGGUCAAAAAUACCAUACGGUGAUAACUGGCUCUUCUCUGUGAUUUUUCUCAGGUGAUUUUUCUUGAAACUUGCUGUCAUUUUGGCUUCCAUGGCCUUCAUCCCUUUUCUAAGAUUUUUUGUUUUUGUUUUAGGAAGACAAUAUUUGUGUGACAGUCACAAACCUAUUCUUUCGCUUUGAUCAAAGCCAUGCAAAGGAGAUUGAAGAAUGACAUCGGCAUAUUUUGUCAUGAAGGCAUGACAUCAGUAUUUUUUUUUUGUCAUCAAAGCGUGAUGACUAAUAAUGAGGUUUCAAAUGAGCAAUGAGUCGAGUUUAACUCCAAAGCAUCCAAUCACAAACUUACAAAGAUGGCUACCUUCAAUGUACAAAAGUAGUAUUCAAACAUGAUGAUUUUUUUGCAGUAAAUUCCAUUGUUUGAUUUGUCCAAUGUAUUUGUUCUUUUGGCAGAUUUAAGUGAA